This is a messenger RNA of Adineta ricciae, 666 nucleotides long. NCBI's taxonomy places the organism in Eukaryota, Metazoa, Rotifera, Eurotatoria, Adinetida, Adinetidae. The record is from the annotation of a GenBank genome assembly.
AUGAAUCCUUGUUUUAAAUUGAGUAUUGUACUGAUGAUAAUCACACUAGUGGUGGUAGUCAUCACUCUACCAGCUGUUCUUUCUACGCGAAAGAAAACUAGUCGAAGCCAACCAAUAGAUUCGAGUUCAUCCACCGUUCGACCAAUAACAACAACGAAUCAUUCAAACAACACUCGUAGUAUAAGCACUACGACUGUGACAACGAAUGCAACAACAGAACUGAUGACUAGUUAUCAAGUUGAUGGACUGGAUACAACUAUUACAAGACAGAUGUCAUCGCAUUAUUCAUCAGUAAUGACUAAGAAUAGCAACAGAUUCUGCUCUAAAUAUCCUUGUUACGACAAUUUUUACUACUAUGAAGCAGUGCAGUUCGAUGUCUCAACAACUGCACAUUACAAAUUUGAGUUUAAGUCAGAAGCAUCCAUAUGCUUUUAUCUCUAUCGUGAUAGUUUCCAUCCAGCUUAUCGAUAUAAUCAUUUAGUGACAACAGACGGCUGUACCGGAUUUUCAGAUUUGCGCAAAGUGAAAAUCAUGCUAUACACCAUGAUUAACUACAUCCUAAUAAUACCAGUCCUGUAUUCCCAAGAUCCUGAGAAGAUCUCAAUUGAUGCGACUGGUCCGAAUCUGAUCAAAUUUACUGCAUUACAAAUACCAAGUAAAGUUUAA